Messenger RNA from Aspergillus puulaauensis, 378 nucleotides. RefSeq lists its product as uncharacterized. Gene Ontology annotation, molecular function: deaminase activity. Gene Ontology annotation, cellular component: cytosol; mitochondrion. The coding region runs from base 1 to 378 and encodes 125 amino acids. The record is from RefSeq and is a predicted model, not a curated record. The transcript is spliced from 4 exons. NCBI's taxonomy places the organism in Eukaryota, Fungi, Ascomycota, Eurotiomycetes, Eurotiales, Aspergillaceae.
AUGUCCGACCUCACUAACAUCUUCACUGCCAACGCUUGCCCGCCCGUGGGCCCCUACUCUCAAGCCGUCAAGGCAAAUGGCCAGAUUUUCCUCUCGGGCCAAAUCCCCGCAGACAAGAACGGCAACCUUGUCGAGGGUGACAUCGCAACCAAGACCCAGGCUUGCUGUGACAACAUCAAGGCCAUCCUCGACGCCGCCGGAUCGUCCGUUAGCAAGAUCAUCCGUGUCAAUGUCUUCCUCGAUGACAUGGCGAACUUCGCCGAGAUGAAUGCGCAGUAUGAGAAGUUUUUCACCCACAAGCCUGCUCGUUCUUGUAUCGCGGCCAAGCAACUGCCCAAGGGUGUUCCCGUUGAGAUUGAAUGCAUUGCUCUUGCAUAA